Molecule: messenger RNA, 1464 nt
Organism: Balaenoptera acutorostrata (minke whale)
Lineage: Eukaryota; Metazoa; Chordata; Mammalia; Artiodactyla; Balaenopteridae
Gene: UBXN11
Product: UBX domain protein 11
Exons: 14
Coding region: 37-1464 (475 amino acids)
Biological process (GO): proteasome-mediated ubiquitin-dependent protein catabolic process
Molecular function (GO): ubiquitin binding
Source: RefSeq, a predicted model, not a curated record
GGGAGUUCCUGACAGCUAGAGACUAGGAGUAGAAUUAUGAGCUCACCUUUGGCCUCCCUUGGCAAGACCCGGCGAGUGCCUCUGCAUUCGGAGCCUGUGAGUCCGGGGAGGCGAGGGAUAAAAAUUUACGGAAGUGAAGAUGAGGUGGACGUGCUGAAGGACGCGCACGGCUCAGAAGAAAGGAUCUCUGUUCCUUCCUGCUAUGGUGGCAUAGGUGCCCCUGUGAGUAGACAAGUCCCUGUGUACCACGACUCGGAGUUGAUGGCCGCCAUGGCGAGGAAAGUGCGGGACCUGGAGCGGCAGGUGAAGGCCCAGGCGGAUGAGAUGCUUUCCAAGGAUCGGAAGAUACGGGCCUUGGAGGAGCUGGUGGAGACCCUCCAAGAGCACCAGGGCACGGUGACCCUGCAGCGGCAGGAGGAGCUGGAGACCAUGUGCGCGCAACUGCAGCGGCAGGUCGGGGAGAUGGAGCGGUUCCUCGGUGACUACGGCCUGCAGUGGGUGGGCGAGCCCAUGGAUGAGGAGGACUUGGAGGAUGGCGAGAGGGACUGGAUGACAGCCAAGAAGUUCUGGAAGCCAGGGGACUCACUGGUACCCCCCCAGGUGGACUUUGACAGGCUGCUGGCUAGCCUGAAGGAUCUCAGUGAGCUGGCGGUAGACAGUGACACCCAGCUGACACCAGUGCCCAGCAGAGUGCCACACUGUGUCCUUGAGCCCAUCCCACUGAAGCUCUACCGGAAUGGCAUCGUGAUGUUCGAUGGGCCCUUCCGGCCCUUCCAUGAUCCCUCCACACAGCGCUGCCUCCGAGACAUAUUGGAUGGCUUCUUCCCGUCAGAGCUCCAGCGGCUGUACCCUGACGGGGUCCCCUUUAAGGUGAGUGACCUGCGCAAUCAAGUCUACCCAGAGAAUGGGCUGGACGCGUUCCCAGGCGAGAGCCGAGUGGUAGGCUGGCAGAGGAUUCGAAAGCCCUUGGACAGGAUGGAGCACCCAGGCUCCACGAUGACCGCCGAGAAGUUUCUGAACAGGCUGCCCAAAUUUGUGAUCCGACAAGGCGAGGUGAUUGACAUUCGAGGUCCCAUCCGGGACACCCUGAAGAACUGCUGCCCAUUGCGUGUCCGGAUCCAGGAGAUCGUGGUGGAGACGCCUGCCUUGACUGCUGAGCGUGAGAGGAGCCAGGAGUCUCCGGAGUUGCCCGCGCCCGCACUCUCCACGCUGCGCAUCAAGUCUGAGAAUGGUGAGCAGGCCUUCCUGCUGAUGAUGCGGCCGGAGGACACAGUCGGUGAUGUGCGCACCCUGCUUGCACAGGCCAGGGCCGUGGAGGCCACCACCUUCGAGAUCUUCAGUACGUUCCCGCCCACAGUCUACCACAAUGACGCUCUCACGCUGCAGGCCGCGGGCCUGGUGCCCAACGCCACGCUGCUGCUUCGGGUGCGCCGGGCUCCGCCGCCCGCCCCCGGCCCCGAAUAA